GAAGGAAAAUCACAGCCAGGUCUCUGCAAUUCGCCUCCCCCGCCGGUCUACCUCUGGUCCUGGAAAGCCUGCAACUUCUGCAUGGCUUUCUUUUUUGCGCUCGCUGCUUACGUGCAGAUUAAUGAUCCAGAUGCAGGAAUAUGGAUCGUUGCCUAUGUAAUCCCUGCUGCUUUAUCCUUUCUUGUUGGGCUGAAUCCACCAAUCACAGACAACUUUGUCUGGAGAAGUCUCUCGGAUUUGCACAUGUUCAUGUGUUCAAUGGUCGCGAUCCUGUGGGCUUGGCGGCUUCAACAUGCUGCAAAGAGCAACGUUUUCCAAGAGGAGGAGGGGCGGGAGUUUUUGGGGUUAGUUAUUAUUGUUAUAUGGAUUCUUCUGUGUCGACAUUCAGGAAAGUACCUUGGUGGCUACAGACUUUCCAUUGCGGUUCUCAUUACAGUCCUGCCAUUCAUAACAUGGCUAUAUUAUUACAUCAAUAAAGAGCUGCGAGCAUCUUGGCCAGAUCACUGCAGGAACACUAUUUAGACUGGACAUGAGCCAACAAUGGGACCAGGAAAAGCCUCUGAACUUGACUGAAAUAGAUUGUUUCAAAAGAAAAACUGAACCUCCAAUUUACAUUAGUUUUUAAAGCUGCUGAUCCAAUGUGGCUUUGUGAAAGAAAACUACUUUGAAUUCAAGCGCACUUUUCUGUUUAAAUAGUAUAUUGUACAUAAUUUAACCUUUAAUUCAUGUAAAUUAUUAAUUUUGCAUUUGAGAAACUUGAACAUUGAUUUUUUAAAAUAUUAAUUCGUGGGAUGUGGGCAUCGUUGGC
Molecule: messenger RNA, 808 nt
Organism: Carcharodon carcharias (great white shark)
Lineage: Eukaryota; Metazoa; Chordata; Chondrichthyes; Lamniformes; Lamnidae
Gene: tmem220
Product: transmembrane protein 220
Exons: 6
Coding region: 82-522 (146 amino acids)
Source: RefSeq, a predicted model, not a curated record